AUAGACAGUCACAGAAUGCCUUAUUUCACAAGACUCAUUUUGUUCUUGUUUUGCCUGGCGGCUCUUGUGGAGAGCAGAAAGCCCAAGAGGAGGAGAUGGACAGGGCAGCUGGAAAUGCCCAAGCCAAGUCACCUAUAUAAGAAGAACCUCGACGUGACCAAAAUCCACAAGGGAAAACCUCAGCCACUUCUUAGAGUGGAGGAUCAUGAUUUCUCCAUGAGGCCCGCCUUUGGAGGCCCUGCUAUCCCGGUGGGUGUGGACGUGCAGGUGGAGAGCCUGGAUAGCAUCUCGGAAGUGGACAUGGACUUCACCAUGACCCUGUACCUGCGGCAUUACUGGAAGGAUGAGAGGCUGGCUUUUCCCAGCACCAACAACAAGAGCAUGACCUUCGAUGGCCGGCUGGUAAAGAAGAUCUGGGUCCCCGAUGUCUUCUUUGUUCAUUCCAAAAGGUCAUUCACCCAUGACACCACCACUGACAACAUCAUGCUGAGAGUGUUUCCAGAUGGGCACGUGCUGUACAGCAUGAGGAUUACAGUCACUGCCAUGUGCAACAUGGACUUCAGCCACUUUCCCCUGGACUCCCAGACCUGUUCUUUGGAGCUGGAAAGCUAUGCAUAUACAGAUGAAGAUCUGAUGCUGUAUUGGAAGAAUGGGGAUGAAUCCCUGAAAACAGAUGAGAAGAUCUCCCUGUCUCAGUUUCUGAUUCAGAAAUUUCACACCACUUCCAGACUGGCCUUCUACAGCAGCACUGGCUGGUACAACCGUCUAUACAUUAACUUCACGUUGCGACGCCACAUCUUCUUCUUCUUGCUCCAAACCUAUUUCCCUGCCACCCUGAUGGUCAUGCUGUCCUGGGUGUCCUUUUGGAUCGACCGCAGAGCUGUGCCCGCCAGAGUUUCACUGGGUAUCACCACCGUGCUGACCAUGUCCACCAUCAUCACGGGCGUGAACGCCUCCAUGCCCCGCGUGUCCUACAUCAAGGCGGUGGACAUCUACCUCUGGGUCAGCUUUGUGUUCGUGUUCCUCUCGGUGCUGGAGUAUGCAGCCGUCAACUACCUGACCACGGUGCAGGAGCGGAAGGAGCGGAAGCUCCGGGAAAAGUUCCCCUGCACGUGUGGAAUGCUUCCCUCAAGAACCAUGAUGCUGGAUGGAAGCUACACUGAGUCUGAGGCCAACAGCCUGGCUGGGUACCCACGAAGCCAUAUUCUGACAGAAGAAGAAAGACAAGACAAAAUAGUGGUCCAUCUGGCUGUGAGCAAUGAAUCCAACUCCUCUAGGAAGAAGGGGCUUCUGAAGGGCCAGAUGGGUCUUCGCAUCUUCCAGAACACCCAUGCCAUUGACAAGUACUCCAGGUUGAUAUUUCCUGCCUCCUACAUAUUUUUCAACUUAAUUUAUUGGUCAGUGUUUUCCUAG
Messenger RNA from Lynx canadensis (Canada lynx), 1413 nucleotides. It is a transcript of the gene GABRR2, whose product is annotated as gamma-aminobutyric acid type A receptor subunit rho2. Bases 16 to 1413 code for a protein of 465 amino acids. The record is from RefSeq and is a predicted model, not a curated record. The transcript has 9 exons. Gene Ontology annotation, biological process: nervous system process; monoatomic ion transmembrane transport; chemical synaptic transmission. Gene Ontology annotation, cellular component: neuron projection; GABA-A receptor complex; synapse. Gene Ontology annotation, molecular function: neurotransmitter receptor activity; GABA-A receptor activity; extracellular ligand-gated monoatomic ion channel activity. Lineage: Eukaryota; Metazoa; Chordata; Mammalia; Carnivora; Felidae.